Messenger RNA from Xenopus laevis (African clawed frog), 3575 nucleotides. RefSeq names its product protocadherin-8-like S homeolog (gene pcdh8l.S). Lineage: Eukaryota; Metazoa; Chordata; Amphibia; Anura; Pipidae. The record is from RefSeq and is marked validated. Bases 56 to 2992 code for a protein of 978 amino acids. The transcript has 4 exons. Gene Ontology annotation, cellular component: postsynaptic membrane; membrane; plasma membrane. Gene Ontology annotation, biological process: homophilic cell-cell adhesion; cell adhesion. Gene Ontology annotation, molecular function: calcium ion binding.
GCAGAGUCUCACAGCAACUUUGUUAGUGCAACUUUACAGCUGAGAGAGAGGCAAGAUGUUACUUCUAAGAACUACACCACUGCUGCUUUUGGCUCUGAUGGCUUCACAGUCUCUUUGCGAAACUGUCCAAUACUUCAUAGAUGAAGAAGAACCCCCUGGCACUGUUAUUGGAGUUUUAUCACACCAUUCUAUGUUUAACACCACGGAUAGUCCUGCCAACAACUUCCGUCUGAUGAAGCAGUUCAACAGUUCCCUUAUUCAUAUUCGUGAUAGUGAUGGGCAGCUAAGCAUCGGCGAAAGGAUUGACCGAGAGCAGAUCUGCAGGCAGUCUCUUCAUUGUAACCUGGCUUUGGAUGUGGUCAGUUUUUCCAAAGGACAAUUCAAACUGCUCAAUGUGAAAGUGGAGGUAAGAGACAUAAAUGACCACAGCCCUCACUUUCCCAGUGAUGUAAUUUAUGUGGAGGUGUCUGAGAGCACCUCUGUUGGCACCAGGAUACCUGUUGAAAUUGCCGUAGAUGACGAUGUUGGGUCCAAUGCUAUCCAGAACUUUAAGAUCACAAACAACAGUCACUUCAGUAUUGAGGUGCAGACCAAGGCAGAUGGAGUCAAAUAUGCAGAUCUAGUCUUAAUCAAAGAGCUCGACAGGGAAAGCCAACCAACUUAUACAAUGGAUAUAAUGGCUGUGGAUGGGGGAGAACCUGCUCUGUCUGGCACUGCAGUAGUUAAUGUGAGAGUCCUGGACUUCAAUGAUAACAGCCCUGUAUUUGAGAGAAGCACUGUCACUGUGGACCUUCUAGAGGAUGCUCCAGUGGGCUACCUUUUACUGGACUUAAACGCUGCUGAUGCCGAUGAAGGUGCGAAUGGAGAGGUUGUUUAUAGCUUCAGCCCUCUGGUAUCUCAAGAGGUACGUCGCCUAUUUAAAAUCAACUCCAGAACUGGUGGUGUUACCUUGGAAGACCAGGUUGAUUUUGAGACCAAGCAGACUUAUGAGUUUGAGGUCCAAGCCCAUGAUUUGGGCUCAAACCCACUUAGUGCUAACUGCAAAGUAAUUGUGCAUAUAAUAGAUGUAAAUGAUAAUGCUCCAGUCAUCACCAUUACCCCACUCACUUCCACAAGUGAAGAAUUUGCCUACAUUGCAGAGUCAGCUGCCAAGGAGACUAUUGUAGCUCUGAUCAGUACUACAGACAGAGACUCUGGUCCAAAUGGACAAGUUCAUUGCACUCUCUAUGGGCAUGAGCACUUUUUGUUGAAACAAGUAUAUGAGGGUAGUUUUAUGGUAGUUACCACUACUACUCUAGACAGGGAAAAGAUAGCAGAGUACACCCUGACAAUAGUGGCUGAAGACCUAGGCUUCCCUACACUAAGCACCAAAAAAUACUACACAGUCAAGGUGAUUGAUGAAAAUGACAAUGCUCCUUUAUUUUCUAAGCCGGAGUAUGAAGUGUCUAUUCUUGAAAAUAAUUCUCCAGGUUCUUAUAUUGCCACAGUGGUAGCCAGGGACUCAGACACUGACCAUAACGGCAAAGUAACGUACAAGCUGUUGGAAGCAAAAGUAAUGGGCCAAUCACUAUCUACAUUUGUUGCUAUUGAUGCAGAUUCUGGGGUGCUGCGGGCUGUAAGGUCCCUGGAUUCUGAAAGAAUAAAACAAAUAGAUUUUGAGAUAGGGGCAACCGAUAAUGGAGUUCCUAGACUCUCAACUCGUGCUCAAAUCAAACUCAAAAUAGUUGAUCAGAACGAUAAUGCUCCUGUUAUAAUAUAUCCACUGCUGAAUAAUGGGUCAGCAGAGGUCCUACUGCCAGUCAGUGCCCCUCAACAUUAUUUAGUUUUUCAAGUUAAAGCUAUGGAUGCAGAUGAAGGGCAGAAUGCACAACUCACCUAUGUCCUAAUGAGGGAUCCCCAAAGACUAUUUGCUAUUAACAGAGAAAAUGGAGAAGUAUCCUUAAGAAAGCAACUAAACCCUGACCAGACCAAGGACCUGAGCAUUGUAGUUGCAGUGUAUGAUUCGGGAAGACCUUCUUUGUCCAGCAAUGCUACAGUAAGGUUUAUCCUUACAGACUCUAUGCCUUCCAGCGUUGAAGUGGUCAUUUUGCAACCAUCAUCUGAAGAGCAGCACCAGAUAGAUCUGUCCAUUAUCUUUAUUGCAGUUUUGGCUGGAGGUUGUGCAUUGUUGCUUGUGGCCAUCCUGUGUGUUGCAUGUACUUGUAAAAGAAAAAGCAAUGGAUUUAAGCAGGUACCUGAGAAGCAAGGGGGAUACAGUAGUGACCAUCUACUAAAUAACUCCCCUCCUGAAAUUGGAUCAUCGAACUCCUCUGUGUCUCAGUCCAAAUCGUGCCAAAUCUCAGUCAGUGCUGAAUCUGGAGACUGCAGUAUGUCCUCUAACACAGAACAGCGUGGAGACCAGCAAACAGACACAAAGCGCCCAGAGUCUGUCCCGACUUAUGAGACAUCUGGUUGUCAGCGGGACAGUUGUGCCGGAAGUGUAAGUGGAAAUUCUCAUGUGGAACAGUACAGCACAAAGGACAGUGGCAAAGGAGACAGUGACUUCAAUGACAGUGACUCAGAUACCAGCGGAGAAGGGCAGAAAAAGAGCUGUGAGCAGCCAAUACAGACUCAAGCUGGUGUGCUCUACACAAAGGAAGUGAUGUCAUACCGGCAUGUAGAUAACCAAUUUGGCCACAGAAGCAUCAGUGGUAAUCAAUGUGGAAACCUUACAUUGCAAAAGGGUUACACAGUGUCUUACUCAUUAGCUCCUACUAAUUACAACACCUAUCAUGCAAGACAACCGAACCUGUUGCCUCUCCCUCACAACAACCCAUAUUACCAUAUCAGCCAACCUCACAGAAUGCGGGCAGAGUAUGAAAGAGAAAUAGCGGCCAGAAGUGGAACAUUAUCUCCUCAAAGAUUGUCUAGAAUAAGGCACCAAGAACUCUAUCACAAUCCACAGGUUUCUCUACAGCACUACAGCCCUACAGAAAUAGCUACAGCCUUCUAAGAGGCUAAGGAAAUGUAGCAUCGUCUCAGUAUUUUAAUAUGGAAUCUUACAAUGUAUCAACUGCCCAUAAUUAUGACUGAUACCUGGGAAUCAAAUAUAGAGCUUGUUAAUAACUGGCUUCCUAUGACCAGUUUUUUUUUACGCCACGUUUUGUCUGUAUGAACCUAAAAGAAUUCAAAGCCCCUUUCAUCCAAUGUGGCUGUUUAAAUAGGGAUUAUAGAUGUCCCACCUGAGAAUGACAAAACAAGAACUUUUGUACUUAUUCUAAACUUGUUUCUGUCCAACCUAACAUGGGGCUCCUUGGACAUAAAAAAUUAUUUGUUGAAGUCCCGCAUUAUUACACUGAAUAAUAUUUUUGUUUGAUAUUCUUAACGUUUAAGUCAGGAAUGACCAAUCUGUGGCCAGAAUCAGAAUCUUAUGUUUUUUCCCCCUAAAUUUGUGGCCGCAUUCAUGCUGUAUAGUCUGUAUAUAAUAAUAUAUUGUGCAUUCAUGUACAUUUUGUGUCCGAAUGUCUGUAUAUAGAAAUUUAUUUUGAUGUAAAAUAUUCUUUAAGAUUUUCAAUAAAUAUUUAUAUGAAAAUAUA